CCCCGAGUGGACUUGCAAGUUGCUGGAGGCGGUGGCGCCGCACUUAGAGGGGCUGGAGAUGGAGGACCCCGACCCGGAGCACGUGCAGGUGCUGAGUGGGAUGCCGGCACUGCGCAAGCUGCGCCUGCAGGGCGGCGAGCUCUGGGACGACGCGCCGCCGCUGCCGCCGCAGCUGGAGCACGUGUACCUCCAUCGGGCCAGCUUGGAUCAGGUUCUCUCGCUGCAGCGCAUGCCCCGCCUACGCAGCUUGACGCUGGGCUACAGCCCCUGGAAGGUAUUCCCACCGCUGCCUCCCCACCACUGCGGCCUGGAGUACCUCAACAUUUUAGGAACUCGACGAUCGCCGACUGACGACCACAUCCUCUUCUCCCUGAUCCGCGCACACAGUGCCACCCUGCAAGAGUUGCGCAUCUGGACCGGCACCUGCAAGCCGACCAACGCGGUGAUGAGCCGUUACUGCUUUUACGACGAUCUGGGCCCGAGGCUGGCCCAGUGCAACCUGCGUUCCUUGAAGUGGCUGGUACUCACCAGGUCGUCGCCCCUUGCACGAAAGGGUUCGAAAGAGGAGCUAUCGCACUGCGAUAAGGCGUGCAAGGUGCAACUGCAGUCCAUCGUUGAUGCGCUCAAGCAGAGCGGAGCUGAGACCGCCGUCCUGUGUAGCGUCUGCCACAAGCACCGCCUCAAGCAAAGUGACUUCCCUCAUGAUGAUUUGCUUGUACCAGGUUUACACCAUCUGCCGGAGGGUCGACUCUUCCGCUUCCCGUCGAAGGAAAUUGCGGGUAUCUUGGAGUCUCUUGAGCGCGUGUCCAUCCCGUCGAGCGACUUAAUUCAAUACAUGGAUCAAUUCACGAAUCUUCUAAAAAAGUGAAUGUUACCUGUCAAUGUACGCAUUGUUUGUCUUGAAAAUUACAACUCAGAUGUAGGCAGCAUGAAAAAAAGCAUUCGUUUAUCAGUUGUCUUCUUUUCUAGUUAGCAAUUUGCUAAUUGAGAUAUGAGUCGGAUUUUCUAUUGUGGGGAUAGUGCAGUACUAUGUUGAUCUGUAUUUUUGUGUUUCCUUAUGACCGCACAUUCUGGCAUUUUAAUAAAGACCAUAUUGCAACAACA
Messenger RNA from Thrips palmi, 1104 nucleotides. RefSeq lists its product as uncharacterized. NCBI's taxonomy places the organism in Eukaryota, Metazoa, Arthropoda, Insecta, Thysanoptera, Thripidae. The coding region runs from base 59 to 868 and encodes 269 amino acids. The transcript is spliced from 2 exons. The record is from RefSeq and is a predicted model, not a curated record.